UUAUCCCAGACACAGAGAUCACGUGACAUUUAUCAUCAAAACCCUCAACGUCACUGAUACCCCGAAUCCCAAACGACCUGGCGUUUUCAACCUCUCAAGUUAUAUGACUGCCGUUUAUAGUGCUUUUUUAGCGGGUACCUAAGCUGUAAAUUCCCACGGACCUACCAUAAGAAAAAGUAGUCAAAUAAGGUUCGCAUUUCGACCCCAAUUGGAGAUUGCCUCAACCGGUGUCCAAUAUACCUUGGAAGAGACUCAACAAAUUGUUGUUGCAGUUAGAAAGCAAGGAUGCUCUCUCUUAAAGACAUUGUACCUGCAGCCAAGAAUGACAUAAACACACAGUUCAUACUUCUGAACAAACACAAGACAUUGGAAGGGCAAAAUAAGACAUGCUUGGCACUUGUGGCUGAUGAGACAGCUGCAGUUCACUUCCAGUUCUGGGGGAAUGAGUGUGAUGCUUUUGAACCGGGUGAUAUUAUCCACCUGACUGAUGGAAUUUUCUCUUACAACCGGAAAAAAUGGGCACUGAGGGCAGGCAAGAGAGGGAAGGUAGAGAAGGUGGGAGAAUUCACUAUGGCGUAUGUUGAGACACCCAACAUGAGCGAGAUCGAAUGGGUUCAUGACCCAAGUCAAUCUAAGUUUGUGCAGAAGACUGUUAUUUCGCCAUAUUCACGCAUUUUCCCACCAAUACCUUAGUUGUUGAGCCUUUUGCUUUCAUGGAAUAGUCCUCCUUACUACAAUUAAGGUCACCAUAAAUGGUGAGACCAAUUGAAUUUGCUUAAUACAAUAUUUAUUUCUUACAUGUUUCACAUCCCUUUGAGCAAUAUAUCAAUGAUGCAUAGUAGAAUUUGAAAA
Quercus lobata is the source of this 852-nucleotide messenger RNA. RefSeq names its product Nucleic acid-binding, OB-fold-like protein. NCBI's taxonomy places the organism in Eukaryota, Viridiplantae, Streptophyta, Magnoliopsida, Fagales, Fagaceae. Gene Ontology annotation, biological process: response to ionizing radiation; mitotic G2/M transition checkpoint; double-strand break repair via homologous recombination. Gene Ontology annotation, molecular function: DNA binding. The transcript has 2 exons. The coding region runs from base 286 to 693 and encodes 135 amino acids. Gene Ontology annotation, cellular component: SOSS complex. The record is from RefSeq and is a predicted model, not a curated record.